Spinacia oleracea (spinach) is the source of this 1568-nucleotide messenger RNA. RefSeq lists its product as uncharacterized. The coding region runs from base 1 to 1500 and encodes 499 amino acids. The record is from RefSeq and is a predicted model, not a curated record. The transcript is spliced from 12 exons. Lineage: Eukaryota; Viridiplantae; Streptophyta; Magnoliopsida; Caryophyllales; Amaranthaceae.
AUGUUAAUAUUAUUUGAUUUUCGAAUUAUUCUUACCAUUUUGGAAUGUUUCAUAGACGACGAUGACGAGCAAGACCGUAAUUCGCCUGGAAUUUGUGUUUCCUUAGCUGGAACUUCGGACCGCAAGAAGGAACAUCUGGGAGUUGCGUCACAGCUUGAGUUACUCAAAGGUUUACACCAGAAGGAUUUCGGCUUCUCUUCUGAAGAUGAGGUGGAAGUACCAGAUUUUCACAAAAGGAACCUUGAUUGGGAGAAUGAUAUUGGAUGUGACUUUGUCAGCUCAAAAGUUGUUGGUUCCACUUCUGAUCCAGAUGAACAGAUCUCGAGUGUUGAGAAAGGAAGAAAGAUGCUUUUCAAACCCAUCAAAGGUGGGAAUAAUGUAUCUGAGAUGCUCGAUCGUUACACUAAAGGAAAUGAAAAACAGUUUGAGCCCUGCACAUCUUAUGCGGUUGAUAAAGAGGCAAGAAGACUGGAUCAACAGAGUGAAACUGCCAGAAGGUCUACAUGCCAUCCUUUCAAUUCAGAGGACAAGAACCCUGGUGUCAGAUGUAAAACCAAGAAAAGAUCAUCUUUACAGCCUCAUAAACUAGACACUUUUUGGUCUGUUUGGAAAGACAAGUAUCCUAACUCAUCUAAUGAUGAUGAGUUGCUCGACAAAGCUGAAAGUAGUGAGAAUCGGCCCAUGGACAAAACUGGUUCAUUAAUUCCCGGAGGUGGUGAUGAUGAGACAUCAACAAAAAGUCUUGUGGUGCCAAUGGAAGCAGCUAUGCAACAUGAUUAUAAUAAACAUUCUAUGGCUGAACUUUUGGACAACCUCCAGGGAAAGAUCAUGAAUCCUCUCUUGAAGUCAAAAAAGGGUAGUAGGAGAAAAGGAACAGAACAACGUGCUGUUAGCAGAAGCAUGCCUUUGUCACAUAGGGAUAUAAUUAGUGAUGAAGACCUUUGUGAAGCUGUGCAUAGUGGAUCAUCAACAGACAAUGAGGACAAUGCUCAAAUUUUAGAACUUGCUAUAGUAGAACCUGGAAGGAAAACAAUGGCAGACAAAUUCCAGGAAGCCUUUGAUUGUGCUUCAGUAGUAGACAGGAGAGCUUCCUUUGAAGUACCGAAACAAUCCAGCACUGGACUCUUUGGAAGAUUGCAGCGUAUAAUGCAACGGCAGAAGGAACAAGAUGCAGAUUUCUUAAAGAAAGUGCAGACUGAAGUUUGGCCUGAAGAUGGAGCAAGUUGCAUUGAUGUGAAGAUAUUAUCAAGAUCCUUUGAUGCGAAGCUUAGUGUUUGUCAUUGCUCUCUAAUUGAAAACGAGGAGAGUUCACUUCAGAAUCCUCAACAUGAAAAUUUUGGGAAGAUAUGGACUGUCAUCUUUAACUCAAGGGUUUGUGGUGAUGUCGACCUGGAAGUAGGCAACUUAAUUCGUAUCUGUCCGCCUUGGAAAGACGUACAGGUCCUUCGGGGAGGAGAGAUCAUAAUUCUGGCUUUAUACUUUUCCCAGAUCCAUACCUGAGACUCAAGGCAGUAUCAGAUACGAAGCACGAGUAUUUUUUAUACAAUCAAAUUCGCAAGUGGAGCUGA